AUGCCAGCUGAGACGCAGCCGAUUUUCAAGGCGGUGGCCACGUCCACGCGGCCUCUAUAUCAGCUUCUUAAAUGUAUUAACUUCACACCGAGGGUGCACGUCCAGAUCACCCAGCAGGGGAUACGAUUUGCGGCCGACCAUGCCCGCGUCAUGCAAGGUGUUUCUUUCCUCGACUCGGCACUGUUUCAAACGUACAGCGUCAAUCUACCAGUAUCCGAAGAGGGCGAAGCCAACGAGCCUGUCAAUUUCCAAAUACCCCUUGCCUCUCUGUUAGAAGUUCUCCAGAUUUUCGGCGCAGUCGAUGUGGCAGCUCGGGCGCAAAAGGCUGAUGCAGAUCCGUACCGCAGCAACCUACGAAACUAUCGCCCCGAUGCUUUCAGCAACCAGACCCUUGGGCUGGCGGGAACCUGCACACUCCUCUACGCCGAGGAGGGCGACUCCUUCAAGGUGACGAUUGAAGAGGCUGGUGUCAAAACAACGGCGGCACUGACCACAUAUGUGCCCGAAAUUCCCGAGGAGAUACCGUUCGACCGCAACGACAUGGCUUUCAAGAUCAUCAUGCCAUCACGGUCGCUGUUGGACUCCUUUGCGGAAAUCUCGCCCACGGCCCCGACGAAACUCGUCAUCACUACAUCCAAGUCGGCGCCUUUUCUUACCCUGGCCGGCCUGGGCGAUCUCGGCAGCUCCGCCGUUGACUUUGCACGGGGUCGCGAGAUUAUGGAAACCUUCAGUAUACAAGAGCGUUGGUCGCAGAGCUUCAAAUUUGACUUUAUCAAGAACUCAACUGAGGCGAUGCGCAUUGCGAGCAAGGUCAGUCUGAGAGGUGAUCGGCAGGGCGUCCUCAAUCUGCAGCUCAUGGUGGUCACGGAAGGCGACAAACAAUGUUUUCUUGAUUUCCGUUUCGUGCCAUUUGUGCAGUACGAAGAUGAUGAGGAAGGCGAUGUGGCUGGGGGGCAGGGAGAGGAAGACGAUCUGGAGAUGUCAGAUUGA
Messenger RNA from Emericellopsis atlantica, 990 nucleotides. RefSeq names its product DNA repair exonuclease rad1. Gene Ontology annotation, biological process: DNA damage checkpoint signaling; DNA repair. The record is from RefSeq and is a predicted model, not a curated record. Bases 1 to 990 code for a protein of 329 amino acids. The transcript is spliced from 2 exons. NCBI's taxonomy places the organism in Eukaryota, Fungi, Ascomycota, Sordariomycetes, Hypocreales, Bionectriaceae. Gene Ontology annotation, cellular component: checkpoint clamp complex.